This is a messenger RNA of Peronospora matthiolae, 474 nucleotides long. NCBI's taxonomy places the organism in Eukaryota, Oomycota, Peronosporomycetes, Peronosporales, Peronosporaceae. The record is from the annotation of a GenBank genome assembly.
AUGCGAUGCGCGAGCAAGGCCGCCGAGAGCGCGUCUGCACGUCUCUGUGCGGACGCCGAAGCAGAAACAACAGCAACUGAUGUCUCAUCGGUUGCUGAAGCGACCCAGCCUGUGUCACAUGGUGAUGCAGGCGCUGGUCAUGAAGACACUCGUGUCUUCACAGAGCACGAGCUCGGUGUCUCGUACUCUCCUGAUACGGAUGACGGAUCCGUAUCGACGGCGAUUGAAUCCAAGCCGCCUGCCAAGCGUGGCAUGGAUGAUGCUUUGCGUCGUAGCAUCUUUGGUUCAUCUGAUGAAUCAGAUGAACCAUCGCCGAAGCAAAGGCGCUCGAGGUCGCGAGACUCGGGCGCUAAUAGUGGUGUCGGUUCUCCUAUGGACACCACUUCACAGCGAGGUGCCAGUACUUCUGUCGGCACGUCGCAGGAAGAGCGGGACCGCAAUGUCUUGCGUCUCGCUCCAGAAAAGAAGGCAUAG